AUGGCCCAAGCUCCUGCAGAGGAACGAGUACUCACCAGAACACCACAUAAGACGUUGACUUGGACCAAGAGCAAUAUCGGCUUUCGCUACGCAGGUCGACCGCCAGCGCACAGCUAUCACAACAAAUCUGCCAUCUAUGUCCGUGCGAACGCAGUACAGGAAACGUGGGUAUCACUUUAUAUCAUAACCGAGCAAUCCAUGCUUGAAACUGGAAACACCUUCUUCCCACCCAGUUAG
This is a messenger RNA of Pseudocercospora fijiensis CIRAD86, 237 nucleotides long. RefSeq lists its product as uncharacterized. The transcript is spliced from 4 exons. Lineage: Eukaryota; Fungi; Ascomycota; Dothideomycetes; Mycosphaerellales; Mycosphaerellaceae. The record is from RefSeq and is a predicted model, not a curated record. The coding region runs from base 1 to 237 and encodes 78 amino acids.